AUGCCCAGCACAUUAAGAGUACUACUGAGAAGCAUUGAUGCUGGCGGGAUAAUUGGCAAGGGAGGAGAGAAUAUUAAAAGAUUAAGGAAAAAGUAUGAUUGCCAAGUUCAACUCCCUGAUUCCUCCGGUAGUCCCGAGCGUGUCCUAACAGUUGUAGGUGAGCAGUUGAAUUGCGUUGGAGUGUUCGGUGAAAUAUUGGAGAAAGUUAAAAUCGAGGUAAGGAGACGUGAUUCUCAUUCUCCGUUAGAAGUUCAGAUACUGAUACCUCAACCUUUCAUGGGUACUAUCAUCGGGACUGGAGGUACUAAGAUAAAGGAAUUAAGGAAGAAAUCCAGUGCUAAUAUUAAGAUAUUCACAGAACCCAUGCCUUACUCCAAUGAACGCUCCAUCUCACUCUCAGGGAGUGAGGAUCAGAUAGUCGAGUGUGUCACGUUUUUCCUGCAAGAGAUCGGACAAAAUUAUCGUGGUGGUGGUGGAGGUGGGGGUAGAGGAGGAGGAGGAGGAGGAAGGUAUAGUGGUCCUCCUGGGGGCAGCCAUUAUUCUGGUGGAGGGGGCGGAGCCUCUAAUUAUUCAUCUGAUUCCGGCCCACCACCUGCCAAUGGUCCAUCUGGUCAAGCUCCACCUCCUAUUAAACAAGAGCCGGGUACAAUGGUCCCUCCCUCAGCCCCUCCCCCUGUAGUGCAGUAUCCUCACUCCAGUCCAGGCUCACAGCCUGGGGGCGGAGUCCAGUCCUCGUACAAUAAUUAUUAUUCAAAUACUUCAUAUAACCAGCCACCGCCUGUACCGCCCACGCACUCACAAUUACCUCCUCCAUCUAAUGCCCCUCAGAGUGGUGGUACUGGUUACACUCCGCCCAUUGCCCCGCCCACUGGGUACCCGCCCAUACAACAGUCUUAUAGUUCUGGUGGGUCCUAUCCUUCCGCCAGUCAAUCUGGUUAUUCGUCUCAAGGGGGCAGUUAUGGGUCUGGUACACCUGGAAAUUAUCAGUCCUCCAGCUCCUACCAAUAUUCUUAUUCAUCCCAGACCCCCUCCCAGGGGGCCCCUUCUCAGCAGCCCCCCUCUAAUUCCGGUUAUUAUUCCGGACAAUAUCACACGGGGCCUCCCCCUCAAGCCCCCUCAAUGUUCCCCUCGGCUGCUGCCAUGACAACGGGGUCUUAUGGGGGCGGGGCAGGAGGUGGAGACCAGUCCAGCAAACAAGUUACUAUACCUAAUGAGUAUGCUGAAGCUAUUCUUGGUCCAGGUGGUUCCAAUAUUCAAAAUAUUCGGUCCCAGUCUCAUUGUAGUGUGACUAUGGACAAUCAUUCUUCCGACGGAUCCCAAAGAAUCAUCACCAUUGUUGGAUCUGCCUCUAAUAUUGCUAUAGCUGAAGACAUGAUGAAAGAAAGUGUUAGGAGCAAGCACAAGAUUUAAAACACUAUAAUUUUGACUGAAACAUUUUUGUUGGUGACCUUUAUUAUAGUCACUUUCUUCCCCUUUUUUUUGUUAACGUACCGUAAUAGUCUUUAUUGUGAAAUAAACAUUAUGAAAAA
Amphimedon queenslandica is the source of this 1529-nucleotide messenger RNA. RefSeq names its product heterogeneous nuclear ribonucleoprotein K-like. NCBI's taxonomy places the organism in Eukaryota, Metazoa, Porifera, Demospongiae, Haplosclerida, Niphatidae. The transcript has 15 exons. Gene Ontology annotation, molecular function: RNA binding. The coding region runs from base 1 to 1410 and encodes 469 amino acids. The record is from RefSeq and is a predicted model, not a curated record.